Messenger RNA from Volvox carteri f. nagariensis, 2511 nucleotides. RefSeq lists its product as uncharacterized. The transcript has 8 exons. The record is from RefSeq and is a predicted model, not a curated record. NCBI's taxonomy places the organism in Eukaryota, Viridiplantae, Chlorophyta, Chlorophyceae, Chlamydomonadales, Volvocaceae. Bases 1 to 2481 code for a protein of 826 amino acids.
AUGACUGCUCUGUUAUCCGCCAACACUGCAUCAGAUUCUUUCCUUUACAGCUUCACACCUGCAGCCGUCGGCCGUGGAGGACAGUUGACCGGCUCGCGGAGACUUAGAGCGUACUCGGUACCAGGGGAGCCAAUCCUUCCUAUUCCGGAGGGUGGAGAAGGCCACUCGGAUCUCCAAGGCAUCGCCCUCAGCACGUCCCUCAGCGUGCCCGCCAUGCCAGUCGGCCGAGCGGCCGCCCUAGGAAUGAGCCGAUGCGGCAGCGCUGAUCGGAGCCAGCAGCAACAGCACCACCACGGCACCAGCAGCAGCCUCAGCAGUGCUGCGGCGCUCAGCGUCAAUAACCUCGCCGGCGGCGGGGCUGCGGCAGCCAUGCCAGUGAUCGGCGGCGGCGGCGGCACCAGCAGUGAAAGGAUUCUGCCACCGAUGCGGCACAGCAUCAGCGGGAAUCCCGGUAUCGGGCUGCCGAAGCUGGACUUACCCUUCCUGGCGUUUGGCGGAGGGGGAGGUACCGGCGGCGGAGGCGGAGGUGUGCCACUCGAACGGCCCGUGCUGGGGCUGUCCAGCUCAGGCCGCCGCUCCCUCAGCGGUACCUUAUGUGAGGUACAGUCGGUAUCGGCGCCGGCGUCUUUCCUGGACCUGCCGUCGCCGCCGCCGCCGACGGCAGCAGGGCCAUUCGAAGGCUCGGCGCCGCCGUCGCCGCCCCGAAGCGGUGCACCUGCGGUAUUGGCGCCGCUCCGAGUAAGCGGUGUAUUCGCCGCCAGCGGGGCCGGCGGCUGCGCCGCCGCCGCCGCGCCGUCUUUUUCCUCCGGCCCUGCUGCUGUUGGGGAGUCUUCAGGUGGUGGAUGGUGUGGCGGCGGCGGCGGCGGCGGUUUGUUAUCGUCCAGCAGCAGCCGUCGUCACACGAGCUCUGCUGGACUCUCGGAGGGUGGCAGCUUUCCGCCGCAGCCGCCUCCCCAGGGGUCUUUACUGCCGUGCACAUCGGAAGGGGCCGUGGCGUCCCCCCUGACACCGGGCCUACCCUACGGCAGCCCCUACGGGCCACCACGCCGCUCACACAGCCUCACAGGCUCAGGCGGCGGCAGCAGGCUUCUGGCCGACAGCGACGGUGGCAGUGCGGGCGGCAAACGGAUAUCAGAUGCCAGGGAGGGCCCUUCCGAGGGCGCAAACAGAGCGUGUGGCAGCAGCGACGGCGGCGGCGGCGGCGGCAGCGGGGACGCCACCGUGAACAGCUCGGCAGCGAAGGCGCUGAACGAUAUCACGGCCGACCUUCAGCGGUCGACCGGGGCGCUUCUAGCGCUGCGUGCGCCUGCUUUCCGGUCGCGGUCAUCACCGCCGCCGUCAGCGGGCGCUGCAAAGGCGGCUGCGAGUGCCGAAGCGUCCGUCGCAGCGGGGCCGCCUGCGGCGGCGACGGUUCCGCCGCUCUCGCGUACGACGCUGACGGCGCUGAAGGAGUCGGCACCGGAGCUGCAGUGGGCGCUGCGGGUAUCUGUACGGCGGUUUUUUCACAUGCUACGACAGGAGCUGUCAUCAGCGGUGCCUGCGGGGCGGCAGCAACUUGGCAGUACGAUACACGAGGCGUGGGCGACGUUGGAUGCAUACUACGAGAGUACAGCUGAACUCGUGGAAGCGCUGGUGGAGAACGCAUUGGAUGUGACGGCGGCUCAGGCGCCGCCGCCGCCGCCACCUCGAACGUCGGCCAAUCCAGACAGGCAGCAGCGGCAGGUGGAUGCGGCCGGCAACGGCGUCAUCAUCGAGACCGAGCGCGCGGCGGAAAAGCUGAGGGCCGCCAACGAGGAACUCCGGAAGCAACUGGAGGAGUGUAGGGCCCGUCUGGCGGAGUCAGAGACGCGGUUGACGGCGGCGGCAGCCCGCGGUGCACAACCCGGCGGCGGCGGCGGCGCUGCAGCAGCCCCGCGACCGCCCCCGGCGACGACGGUGACGCCACCUCUGGAGAGUUGCUACGGCACGUCCCCUAGGCGUGGGAAACACGCCGUUGUUCAGCCGAGCCGAGACGGCGUCGCGCCGACAGCUUCCGAUGGCACUGACGGCGCCACGGGUCGAACUCCCGGUGGCGGCCGCGGCGCCGCCGCCGUCGCGUCACCGGCGCCCGCAUCCCCGGCGGCGGCUGCGACAGCCAGUCGUCCACCGCCAGCCACGAACGCAUGCGAACGGCCGCUACGGCGCUUCGAAAGAUCUGCCGUACUUGCUCGCGGUGCGACAUGCGAUGUGAUGGUGAUUGAAGAAGACGACUCAGAUGGUGACGAUGAUGCCGACACUGCAGAAGGCAGCGUCGACGCCCGGCGGCACAUGUUGACGUACCAUUCGGCGUCUUUCGCGGAAUGGGUGCGGGGCGCGCGGCGAAGGCUACCGGAGGUACCGGAGAGGUUCCUAUUGGAGAUGGCAAAGAUCAAGAAGACACCCACAUGCCCCACGUCUUGGUUCGGGAUUGUGUGUUCGCCCGAUUCGGUUAAGCUGGUAUAGGAAGUCCCUGGAAAAUAGUCCCUAGGCGAC